Papaver somniferum (opium poppy) is the source of this 1281-nucleotide messenger RNA. RefSeq lists its product as uncharacterized. The coding region runs from base 1 to 1281 and encodes 426 amino acids. NCBI's taxonomy places the organism in Eukaryota, Viridiplantae, Streptophyta, Magnoliopsida, Ranunculales, Papaveraceae. The transcript has 6 exons. The record is from RefSeq and is a predicted model, not a curated record.
AUGUCAGAUGAUCAGAAUGUUAUAAAAUCAGGUAUAGUGGACUUCUUCAAGAAUAUUUUUCAAGAAGAGAAUCAUGCUAGACCUAAUAUGGAUGGGAUGAAUUUCAAUUCAAUUCCCGAUGAUAUGUGUGCUUGGUUAGAAGGGGACAUUGAUGAGGAUAAGGCGCUGAAUGCAAUUAAGAAAAACAAAGAGCCGAGGUUUUUUGGAUUGGAGAUUGAAGAAUACGUUUAUUGCCUUAAUCCCCGAGAGGAUAUUGUGGAUGAGAUUAAAGAUUUGAGACCCGUAAGUCUUAUUAAUAGGGUGUAUAAAAUUCUUUCAAAAGUACUGGCGGAGAGAUUUAAAGUGUAUUUACCUCAUGUGAUAUCCCAACAACAAUCAACUUUUGUUAAGCAGAGGCAAAUUUUAGAUGGAGUCUUGAUUGCAAAUGAGCUGAUUGAUUCCAUAAGGAAAAGUGGUAUUCCUGGAUUGCUAUGUAAAAUUGAUUUCGAGAAGGCCUUUGAUCAUGUAAAUUGGCGAUUUCUUGUUAAAUCUUUGGAGAAGAUGGGUUUUAGCAAUAAAUGGAGAAGAUGUAUACAAUGUUGUGUUGAGCAUGUAAGGUUUUCAGUGCUUGUGAAUGGAAGUGCAAAGGGUUACUUCAAAAGUGAUAAAGGUGAAUCUCUAACUGCAAUGAUUCAUAAAUCUCAAGUUGACGGUCAUUUGAAUGGGUUUAAAGUUUCUGAAAUGGAACUAACUCUUCGUAUCAAUUUUUCCAAGAGCCAUUUGUAUGCAGUUGGAGAUGCAGGUGAUAUGUCUACUUUUACUUCUUUAUUGGGUUGUUAUAAUUCAAUUCUUCCUACUUCUUAUUUGGGACUUCCUCUUGGCGACAAGUACAAAGGCAUUCAUAAGUGGGACAAUGCGAUUGAUAGAUUUAUUUCUAAGCUGGAUGGAUGCAAAAGACCUUUACUUACAAGGGCAGGUAAAAUUGUGUUAAUAAAGAGUGUCUUAUCUAGCUUACCGAUUUAUUAUAUGCUACUCUUUGAAUUUCCUAAAUCUGUUGAGGUCAAAUUAGAAAGAAUAAUGAAAAACUUCUUGUGGCAUGAUAACAAAGGAAAUAGAAAGUUGCAUUUGGUAAAAUUGAAUUCUUGUAACGAUGAUUUAGAAUGGUUAUCAACUUCAAAGAAGAAAUUUUCUGUCAUGUCAAGCUAUGAGCAACGGAUAGAUAUUCCAGCAAUUUGGAGGGGUUUAAUCAUAUUGUAUUUUGAUGUUUUUGUUACUCUUGUACGCGAUUAUGCGAUUAUGUAA